AAGACGAUUACUUUCAGCGUGCUCAGAUUCAAUUAAGAACAGUUCUUUGUAGCGCUGGCGAGAUUGAACAAUGUUUUAAAUCGUAGAUACCAGUUUGUGUGGUUGUAAUAGAUAUAUUGUCCUUGAACCAUUGGAUUUUACCAAGGCCCGUGCGUGUCCGCGCUCUCAAUCUCAAGCAAUUUUCCUGACAUGAAGGAGUAAUGCGACUCACCUAUUAUCCACGAGUCAAUCAAGUUGAUCAUGCGCAGUUGAACGCAUGUGGCACUUAAAACUUUCAGGUGCGGAGAAAGCUACUUUAAACGCUUGAGAAGUGCGAGUGGCUCCCACUCAAGCUGUUUGCAGGUUGAGCUUUUGUAGAGAUUAGGCGUGAUGCGACUGGAGGACAGUGGAAACGGACUGAAGAGGACUACUUCGGAUCCAGAGAGGGAUACCGACAGGAAGAAGACAAAGAAAUCCCAUUUGAAUGGAACUACUGAAUUAAAUGGGGGCUCUAAUGACAUGGAAUCUAAAUCAAAAAAUAAUAAAGAAGACAAUGGCUGGAAGAAAAAUGAAAAGAAAGGCAUCAACUCAGGGCAGGAGUUCACAAUCAAGAAAGAGAAAGAUGGAUCCUACAAGAAAAGCAUCAAAGGCUUAUCUGACUCAUCUGUUAAAAACUGUAUCAAAGAGGAGUGGGCUAAGGAUUCAAGUGGUGCAGAGAAGAAUAUUCCCAUGAAAGAAGAGAAUGAGGUUGGGAACAAGAUCUUGGAUAAAGACCACCAUCACACAAGCCACCCUGACAAGAAACGGCACAAAGAUCACAAAAGUGAGAGAGGAAAAGACAAAAAAGACAAGAAAAAGGAGAAACUUCUCAAUGGCACUCUGCAAGAAAAAUCUUCUCGCAAUGAGAAAAGGAAGCAUCAUAAGGUUGAUGAUGAGGAACCAAAAAAGAAGAAGGUGAGCAAAGGAGGGAGAGAAGAUAAGGGGAGAACAGGAAAGAAUUCGGAGGAGGAGAAAAAGAAAGAUGAGAACAGCAAGUGGAAAUGGUGGGAAGAAGGCAAUAACUCCAAUGAUGGCCAAAAGUGGCAAACCCUGGAGCAUAGAGGACCUUUAUUUCCACCAGAAUAUGAGCCAUUGCCUAAUAACGUGUCCUUCUAUUAUGGAGGAGAACCAAUGAAGCUUAGUUUGGCUGCAGAGGAGGUAGCAACUUUCUAUGCCAAGAUGCUGGAACAUGAGUAUACUUCAAAGGAAGCUUUUCAGAAGAACUUCUUUACUGACUGGAAAGAGGUGAUGUCAGAUGACGACAGGAAGACCAUCAAAAAACUAUCCAAGUGUGACUUCAGUGAGCUCCACAAAUACUUCGUCAACAAAUCAGAGGAGAAAAAGAAUAUGAGCAAGCAGGAAAAACAAGCACUGAAAGAGGAAGGUAGCAGGCUAACGGAGGAAUAUGGGUACUGUCUCUUGGAUGGUCACCGUGAAAAAAUUGGGAACUUCCGCGUGGAGCCGCCUGGGUUGUUCCGUGGCCGCGGGGAACAUCCCAAAAUGGGCAAGCUGAAAAAGAGGAUCCAUUCUGUAGACGUUAUCAUCAAUUGCAGCAAGGACUCCAAGAUCCCUGCCCCUCCUUCAGGGAAGAAGUGGAAGAGAGUGCAGCAUGACAACACCGUCACCUGGCUGGCCUCCUGGGUGGAGAAUGUUCAGAAGCACACCAAGUACAUCAUGCUGAAUCCCAGCUCCAAACUCAAGGGGGAGAAGGACUGGCAGAAGUACGAGGUGGCCCGGAGCCUGAAGCUGGAGGUGGACUCCAUCCGGCACCAGUACCAGCAGGACUGGAGCUCUCGAGAGAUGAAGACCCGCCAGAGGGGCGUUGCACUCUACUUCAUAGAUAAGCUGGCCCUGCGAGCUGGGAAUGAGAAGGAGGACGAUACGGCUGACACGGUGGGCUGCUGCUCCCUGCGUGUGGAGCACAUCAGCCUGCACGAGAGCCUGGAUGGCCAGGAGUGGGUGGUGGAGUUUGACUUCCUGGGCAAGGACUCCAUCCGCUAUUACAACAAAGUGCCCGUGGAGAAGAGAGUUUUCAAAAGCUUGAAAAUAUUUAUGGAAAACAAGGACCCUGAGGAUGACCUUUUUGACAGAAUCUCUACGACCUACCUCAACAAGAAGCUGAACGAGUACAUGACAGGUCUGUCGGCCAAAGUCUUCCGAACUUUCAACGCCUCCACCACUCUACAGGACCAACUCAGCAAGCUGACCAAAGAGGACAUGACUGUGGAGGAGAAAAUCCUGUCCUACAACAGGGCUAACAGAGCCGUAGCUAUCCUGUGCAACCACCAGAGGGCAGCACCCAAGACCUUUGAGAAAUCCAUGCAGCUCUUACAAGAGAAGAUUCAGAAGAAGAAGGAGCAGAUAGAGCAAGCCAAGAAGGAGUUGAAGAAAGCCAAGAAGGCCCACAAAGAGCACCCCUCUGACAGAUCCAAAAAACUGGUAGAACAGAAGGAGAAUGCUGUGCGGAGGCUGGAGGAACAGUUGAAGAAGCUGGAGCUUCAGGUGACGGACCGAGAGGAGAACAAGGUCAUUGCCUUAGGCACGUCCAAGCUCAACUACCUUGACCCCAGGAUCUCCGUCGCCUGGUGCAAAAAAUACAAUGUCCCCAUUGAGAAGAUAUAUAACAAAACCCAGAGGGAGAAGUUUGCCUGGGCCAUUGACAUGACUGAUGCGGAUUUCCAGUUCUAGACAGCAUUGCAAAAGUGAUUUUCUGUUACUGCACUUUGUUUCUGUUCUACAUCAGGAGUGUUGUGUCGUUUUGUUUUUCUUUAUGGAAUAGAUCUAAUUUUUGAAAUAAAUCAAAAUGUAAUGUAUCCUAAUACGUAUUUCUGCAGUGCUAUGCUUCUGUAAAGUAUUGUCUUUUUCUGUAUGGAAAUGAAGUCUAUGAAAUGAAA
This is a messenger RNA of Clupea harengus (Atlantic herring), 2912 nucleotides long. RefSeq names its product DNA topoisomerase I mitochondrial (gene top1mt). Gene Ontology annotation, cellular component: nucleolus; chromosome. Gene Ontology annotation, molecular function: DNA binding; DNA topoisomerase type I (single strand cut, ATP-independent) activity. Lineage: Eukaryota; Metazoa; Chordata; Actinopteri; Clupeiformes; Clupeidae. The record is from RefSeq and is a predicted model, not a curated record. Gene Ontology annotation, biological process: chromosome segregation; DNA replication; DNA topological change.